Drosophila virilis is the source of this 525-nucleotide messenger RNA. RefSeq names its product large ribosomal subunit protein eL27. The record is from RefSeq and is a predicted model, not a curated record. Lineage: Eukaryota; Metazoa; Arthropoda; Insecta; Diptera; Drosophilidae. Gene Ontology annotation, molecular function: structural constituent of ribosome. Gene Ontology annotation, biological process: translation. Gene Ontology annotation, cellular component: cytosolic large ribosomal subunit; ribosome.
AACUUAAGAGAUUCAAAUAGUAUAUUAAAUAUUUUAUGCUCAGCAAACCUUUGCGAUGAAAAUAAAGAAGAUUUACAAACAGGGCAAGAUCGUCAUAGUUCUCACUGGACGUUACGCUGGCUGCAAGGCCAUCAUUGUGAAGACCUCCGAUGAUGGCAAGCCGGAGAAUAAGCCAUUGGGUCAUGCGCUCGUCGCGGGCAUCGACGGAUGCACGCGCAAGUUGACCAGGAAGAUGGGCAAGAACUAUUUGAAGAAGAGAUCCAAGGUCAAGACGUUUCUGAAGAGAUUGAGAUACACACAUCUGAUGCCCACACGCUACACGGCGAAGGAUGUUAGCUUCGAGCAGCUGGUGGCCAGGGAUCUGAUGGAUCCCGCUCUGCGCAGGAUGUGUCGCUUGGAGUCCCGCGUUAAGUUCGAGUCGCUAUACAAGAAGGGCAAGAAUAAGUGGUUCUUUCAGGAUGUGCGCUACUAAGCGGCAACUGCCUCUAUGAAAGAUUUAAUUUGAAAUAAAGGCUUCUCUUUCAA